CUCGGGGUCCUUGUUCACCUGGGUCCCUGCGUGACCUCUGCAGGCUUUGGGAGGCGUGAGCCGGGCAUUAGAAACCGGCGUUAGCUGGCGAGCGGGGUUCCGAGCGGCACCGGAGCCUCCCCGCGAGCAUUCUGCGCUUCUCGGCUCGCGCGGGGAGGAUUUAUGAGCUGGGUGUGGGGAGAGCCCGCGAGGCGGCGGCGGCGGAGGCUCCUGGGGCAGCAUGGGUGUGAUAGGUGUGCAGCUGGUGGUUACCAUGGUGAUGGCUAGUAUUAUACAGAAGAUCAUACCUCACUACUCUCUGGCUCGGUGGCUUCUCUGUAGUGGCAGCUUGCGAUGGUAUCUGCAUCCCACAGAAGAAGAAUUACGUAUUCUUGCCGGGAAACAACAAAAAGGAAAAAGCAAGAAAGAUAGGAAAUAUAAUGGACAUAUUGAAAACAAACCGCUAACCAUUCCUAAAGACAUUGAUCUUCAUUUGGAAACAAAGUCUAUUACUGAAAUAGAUGCAUUAGCCUUGCAUUAUUUUCCUGAAUAUCAGUGGCUGGUGGACUUCACAGUUGCGGCUACAGUGGUAUAUUUGGUUACUGAAGCCUACUACAGCUGGGUGAAGCCCUCACAAGAAAUGAAUAUCAGUAUAGUCUGGUGUCUGCUUGUUCUGGCUUUUGCAAUCAAAAUAUUGUUUUCAUUAACUGCACACUACUUCAAAGUAGAAGAGGGAGGUGAGCGAUCCGUCUGCGUAACCUUUGGCUUCUUUUUCUUUGUCAAAGCCAUGACCAUUCUGAUAGUAACAGAAAAUUAUCUAGAAUUUGGACUCGAGUCAGGCUUCUCAAAUUUUUCAGAAAGUGCUGUGCAGUUUUUUGAAAAGCAAGGCUUGGAAUCCCAGGGUCCUGUUUCUAAACUAACCUUCAAAUUCUUCUUGGCUAUCCUUUGUUCGUUUAUUGGUGCUUUUUUGACAUUCCCUGGAUUGAGAUUGGCUCAGAUGCAUCUGGAUGCUUUGAGUUUAUCAACUGAAAAAAUCACCCAAACUCUGCUGCAUAUAAACUUCCUGGCACCCCUCCUGAUGGUCUUAUUGUGGGUAAAACCCAUUACUAAGGACUAUAUAAUGAAUCCCCCAUUGGGAAAAGAGAAUGUGCCUUUAAUGUCAGAAGCAACAUUUGAUACUCUCAGGUUGUGGAUUAUAAUUCUCCUGUGUGCUUUGAGGUUAGCCAUGAUGCGUAGUCAUCUCCAAGCCUAUCUUAAUUUAGCACAGAAAUGUGUGGAUCAAAUGAAAAAGGAAGUUGGCAGAAUAAGUACAGUUGAACUACAGAAAAUGGUGGCCAGAGUGUUUUAUUACCUUUGUAUAAUUGCACUUCAGUAUGUGGCGCCUCUCGUUAUGCUGCUUCACAUGACUCUGCUGCUGAAAACUUUAGGUAACUAUUCCUGGGGCAUUUAUCCAGAAGCUACUUCAGAUUUACCAGUGGAGAGCAGUCCACUGAGCAAUUCAGUAAACUCUGAAUCUUCAUCUGAUGAUGGAAAGGUGAAGGUAACUGUAAUACAGCUAACAAUGGCACUGGCUAGCCUGAAGAACAUUUUCACUCCACUCUUAUUCAGAGGACUUCUGUCCUUCCUCACUUGGUGGAUUGCUGCUUGUCUCUUUUCCACAAGCCUUUUUGGGCUGUUCUAUCAUCAAUACCUAACAGUGGCAUGACCUAACAAGUUCAAAGCUAGGAAGCCCAUGUGCCCAAAGGAGACUGAAGAAAAAAUGGAAGAAAUAACACAACAAAGUCUUUUUCAUAAAUGCUUUCUCCAUGUUCCGGGCAAUUGUUGGGUAAUGUUGGAAAUCGCAAACGAGUCUGUAACUUUGUUACCUAAAGUUGUAGGUAACUGCUGAAUUGUUUUUGGACUGCUUUGAAAUAUGUCGGAAGUACCUUCUGUUUUGGUGAACUUCGUGCUGCCCUGAAAACACUGUGUUAUUCAGUCAUUGAUUGGCUGAUCUUAGUGGUGUUAAGGUACUAGGGUUAAUAGUCACUGCAUAGAAAAUGGAACGUUCAACUGAGCCAUAUGAGGGGGUUGGAGAAGUUAUCCUGUUGGCAAAAACAUGGGUGACUUUUCUACUGAAGAGCAAAGUCAUCCAACAGGACAAAGAAAUACUGUAUAUUACAGUAAAGGAAGCUGUUUCAAAAGAGUUUAUUGUAAAUAAAAUGCAUGGACUCAGCAAGCAUUUGUGCUAAAGGACUUGUUUACAUAUUACAGUAAGGGUAUUGUAUUGCAAUAUUGUGUCACUUGGUUACUUAAUGUAUGAAUGUUCAGGAGUGUGCAGUUGUCAGACUUUAAAAGCAUUUCACUCUUUGAGCACUCACAUACUUGAAACGCAUCUUUUAGUGGUUAUAAUGGAAGAGCAGUAAGUCGUAAGACUGCAAGACUGUAUGUACCUCACUCCUGCACAUUCAUGUAUUAGAACUAUGCAAAGUGGUAUAAUAUGCUGAGGCUUCCACAGCAUAUGUGAGGCACUGUAUCCUAUAAUGUAAUGUGUCAGGAAGUCCUAAAGAAUUUUCAUAUUGUAAAAGUAAAUAUAUUGUUUCAGUCUUAAUAGUCUUUUAAAAAAUAAUAAAUGGCCAUAUGACUCCUUGGACGUAUUGGUGCUAAUAUUUAUCCACUUAGAUCCAUUUGGGUUUUACUGUUCUGAAAUUAAGGCAGAUUUCAUUGGAUUCACAAAAAAGGUUGAUGCUAAUCAAAGUCUCCUAAAACUUAUUUUACUAUGUGUGUAUAGUUAAUAGAUCACAAUAGGUGAAAGUAUUGAAAUUUCCCUAUGAAUGUGUACUGCAGGACAGACAAGCUUGGGAGAAUUAAUAAGGGUUAUGCUGUGAAAAGAUUCAUCAAUGCCUUUAAUUAUAAGUAAUCAUAGCUGCAAUGUCAAUGAAAGCACUGUAGUUCAGGAGUAGCCAGUGAGAUGCUCUCCAGAUAUUAUUAGACUCCAUCUCCUGUCAACCCUAGCAGCAUGGCCAGUGAUCAGGGACUAGGGGAGUUAGGAGUCCAACAACAUAUUGAGGAUACCGAGUUGGUUACUCUCUGCUCUAGAAUUGUAGCAGAUUUUGUAAUUUUCAGUGAGCCACCUGCCCUGCCUGGCUGUUACAAUCUUGUUAUAAUGGAUACAGAUUCUAGAUGGUGCCAGCGUACGUUGUUCUGUUGUGGCCACCUUUUUGCUAUGGCACAUAUAAUACUGUAUAGCAGUAGCUGCUGUUACCAGACUAUUAGCACCCUAGAAUAUGGUACAAGUGCAAUAUGCAGAGUUAGCUCAUGACAGCACCAUGGAUCACUGUAUCACGCUCAUGCAGUAAUUGCUAUGCCCCGUCCUAAGUGUUCAGCUGUCGCAGUAGCUGUUGGGACUAUGUUAAGAAACUUUGCUAACCCAGGUGAAGAAACUCCAGCUAAAGCUUUUCAUUUACUUGUCUGUAUAUUCUAUGUCGAUUGACAAUGUUCAGUUGGAAAGAUACAAACAGCAGUUGUUUGUAAAACUGAUUUUUCUAGCAUUUUGCUUGUUUUUGUUUCAGGAACUGAACCGGGCAUUCAUAUAGAUAAGGUGGAAGGCUUUCUUACUGUAGCAUGAGAAACAGCAAUUCACAAUAAUCUUAACAGUUCCCUCUAGUAGUGUAAACUUGAAAACAGGAACUUCUAGACAAUUUGCCUUAGAUACUUCUGCCUAACCAAAAAGGGCAGUAUUCCCCAAAUGCCAGGCUCACCUUCUAAACUGACUGUCUCUUCAUUGUACUGCCAUUGUUGGGCCUUAAACUUAAUUCAUUAUACUAGCCUUGGUUCUCUCUGUGUGUUUGCACAUAGACACAGCACAUAGAAACCUGAGAAUUGCCUUGUGGCAUCAAACUUGUCAUCCACAUGCCCCCAAGAGGUUCACAAUUAAGGCAUGAUGGAGACACCUGUCCCUUUUUGGUUGAUCACGUAAUAUGGAGGUUUCAUUUCUCUGCCAUAGCUUCUACACACUUUUGUUUUUCUACUUCAGCUCUAGCCUUUUGUAAAUUGGCCUGGAAUGUCAGGGACUUGUAACAUUACACCAUUUGAGAAGAGUACUUACUUAAGGCCUAAAACGGUACAUUGUCACCUUCACUGCUGGUCUUUAUGCACUUUAUUCAGACAGAGAAUGCUGUUGGGAUUAUAAAUACGGUAUCUCAAAGGUGAUUAUGCUGGUGUAGAGUAGUUAAAAGAAUGAGUCCAACUGGUGGCUUAUUGACCAUAACAGAGUCACACCCUGACCUAAAGGGAGCCAUACCAGUAGUGUCAUCCAUUGUACUUAAAAAGAGAGAGAAAGAAGAGAAAGAUGAAUGUCUACCAUCAAAUAUUGGAAUUCAUCCCCAUUAGCAGGGUGCAUUUAAAGGACUGCAGGUCUGAAAACACCAAAGCUUAAGAUUAAGAACCACAGAAAGAACUGUACAGAACAACGGUGAAUGGUAUUAAAACUGAUUUAAACAUCUCUUGUACAUCUCAUUCUGCUAGUAAUUAUAAACCUGACCAGCUUUUUAUAGGUAGGCAGGGUAUUUGUGUAAAGUAUUCAAGUGUUUCAUUCAUAGACCUGGCUUGCAUGUAAUGCUUUGACAAACAAUGACUUAGUGGAAAUGUGCGGGUUCCUGGAGACAAGAUUCUGACUGCUUUUCUCCUCCAGUCCUGGUGCUUCCAUUUUGCUGUGAACUUAAACAUAGCUUGGCUUAGCAUCACAUCCAAAUUCAGGCUUGUGGUUUAACACAAGAUGUAGCCGAGUUUUAUUCUGUGGCAUACCAUUCAUGAUUUGUCUGGAGGAGAUAAACCACUAGCCCAGGUUCAUAUGUAAUGCUAAACCCUAACUAUGGCUUAGCUCACAGCCACAGGACUGGAAGAGGAGCAAAAUGGGUGCAUCCUUCUCUCCAGGAUCCCACACAUUUGCUUGUUCUCACUAAGACUUGAAACCUUUUUAUGAAGUCCCCUGGCAGGCUAACACUUUGUCAGUGAUGCUGUGUAGACUCUGUGUUACUAGAAUACCGUGUUACUAGAAUACUUCACUUUGACUCUUUGUAUGAAAAGUGCACGUGUACUUAAGCUGUUUGUCAGCUUUGCACAACUCACAUCUGAACAUUGCAAAGGCUGGUGAUGUACAGGCGGCAUUCAUUUGCUUAAGGAGAAGGAAAAAAUCAGAAUCCAAACAGUUGUUCUCUUCUGAAGUGUAGUAUCCAGCCUGAGGGCUUAAAACCAAAAAAUUAACACAGUUUAGUUAGUUUAAAUGGUAGUAGGGCUUUAUGGAAUUCUGAAGGAAGCAAUUUU
This is a messenger RNA of Podarcis raffonei (Aeolian wall lizard), 5280 nucleotides long. It is a transcript of the gene TMEM161B, whose product is annotated as transmembrane protein 161B. Lineage: Eukaryota; Metazoa; Chordata; Lepidosauria; Squamata; Lacertidae. The record is from RefSeq and is a predicted model, not a curated record. The transcript is spliced from 12 exons. The coding region runs from base 221 to 1684 and encodes 487 amino acids.